CCUACUCUUUGGUGCCGUCUUCAGAGAUUAACCAAUCAUAAGGGUGCAUGUCAGUCCUUUUCUUCAUCAAUGCGAUGAACAAUAGGUGAGGAUAUCCCAACCCGUGAUUACGUGAUGGUUGCUUUCAACGCCUUAUUCGUAACUGACAGGGACCAGUGAUUCAACAUUGACAAUAAGGCUGCAGUAUAUCUGGGAAUAUGGCUUGGAGAAACCUACCAGUCUUGAAAGGCAGUGAUAUUCUUGCGCGAUUGUUUGAAAAUGAUCCAAUUGGCAAUUUCGACUCUAACCGCGUAUCUAUGUGGUCAGGGAAAUUUGCCUAGCUGCUCUGAUCAAUUCUCGAAAGGAACUCCAAGUUUGUAAAGAACCUAUCAAGUGAACAUGAUCUAACUGGUGAUUUCGACGUAACUUUUAAAUGUCUGGUCAAGGAAAUUAGCAAAGUUACUCUGAACAACUUCCACGAUGAACUCCACAUCUGUACAUGGUCUAAGUCAGCAGGAGGACUUUUCCUUCAUAAAAUCUAUCUUACUCGCCCUAACGAAGUACCUUUGGACUAUCCCGGUUGUCCUGGGUGUUCCCGGGAACAUCCUGACGAUCUUGGUGGCAAGACAAAAGCACAAUCGUAAGAUGUCUCCCUGUGUCUACAUGACUGCGAUGGCAGUGUCAGACACGGCUUUCUUACUUGAUGUUACUUGGUACUACUCCCUUUUUUACCAAGGACACCUUGAUGCUAUCACAGAUGUUAAAGCAAGGAAAUUAAUCAUAGAGUUUCAUAUAUUCAUCAUGUUUACCUUGGCCAAAAUAUCAGGCCUGUACUUGGCCGCGAUGUCCGUAGACCGGCUCAUUGCCGUGAGAUUUCCCAUGGCCGCAAUUAGACUCUGCACCACCAAGAGGGCAAAGGUCACGGUACUCCUGAUUACCAUUCCCAUCGUCUUGAUCAAUAUUCACAUCUUCUUCGUUUUUAAAUAUGUGGAGGACCUCAAUUCAGGAGUGCGCAUAAUUUUGUACGACGACUCUGUAUCAGGAGCAGUUGAAAAGGUCUUCUCGACGUAUAUGGUCAUCGUUGGAACAGGCUUACCAUUUUCUAUCAUACUCGGGGCGAACCUUCUUAUAAUAAUAACCGUGAAGAGAGCGUCGUUUGAAAGAGCUAAGCUCAACUCAAACACGUCAAGGGCAGAAAAAGAAGAAAGAAACCAACAACACCUUACAAUUUUGUUACUUUUCAUCAGCUUUGCCUACGUCGUCACUACACUUCCGUAUCGUCUGUAUGAUCCUAUAUUAAAAUUACCACAAAUCAAAGCGAUAUAUGACAUGACUCAGCAAUAUUGGAAACUUCGUUACACCCUCGGAAUCUUCUUCACAGCAAACCUUUGGUUUUAUAAUUACGCAGUGAAUUUUUACCUCUACUGCAUUGGAGGGGGAAAACGGUACAGAGAUGAUACAAAGGCUGUGAUUGGUCAGCUAUUUCCAUGUUGCAAAUGAAGAUUUUUAGCCCAAAAUGCAAUAUCCUUUUCCGUUUUCUUGUUGCACAAGGAUCUAAGUCUAUAUGACCUAUCCGACAGACAGGUCAACCAAUAUCAGACAACCUUUCAAAGAAAUAUAAAACCACAAACUUGAUAGUAAGUCUCGAUCGUGGUACCUUUGGACUAUUCAAGUCGCCUGGGUGUUCCUGGUAACAUCUUCACGAUCUUAGUGGCAAGACAUAACUUGUAGUCGGAGACCAGUUGCUCCAACAGUAAUGUUGAUGAAAAUGUCAAGCCUUGCAACCUUUAUUCUUUCAGCAACUCGGACUGAGAGUAGUAUGGCGCUGCUAACCGGUCAAACUGUAUAUUCAAUCGCGGUUCCCAGUAGGACUGCUGCUAAUCCUGUCUAUUGUGUCUUCUGGCAGGGACAACCGAAAUAGGCUACAGACAGGCUACAGGCUUCAGACAGACACGAAAUGCCACUAUGGCUGCAGCUAGCCAGACGACAGGACUUGACAAGUAUGAAAACGUUUUCAAUGGUCAUGAAAAUGUCAAGCCAAUAAACCUCCAGCCAAAUAUAUUGUGUGGCAAAUAUCAUUGAAUGGUUAAAGGCGUAACAGCAGACAAUUAAUGGCAGACAGGCAAAACCAUUUACAGACAGGGGAGUCCUAGCAGUACAUGUAGUGCAUUGCAUUAGUACUACUGGUACAGGUGACCUCCUAUAGGGCAGUACCCAUUCAC
This is a messenger RNA of Lineus longissimus, 2201 nucleotides long. RefSeq names its product growth hormone secretagogue receptor type 1-like. Gene Ontology annotation, molecular function: G protein-coupled receptor activity. Gene Ontology annotation, biological process: G protein-coupled receptor signaling pathway. The record is from RefSeq and is a predicted model, not a curated record. The transcript has 3 exons. Gene Ontology annotation, cellular component: membrane. The coding region runs from base 460 to 1479 and encodes 339 amino acids. NCBI's taxonomy places the organism in Eukaryota, Metazoa, Nemertea, Pilidiophora, Heteronemertea, Lineidae.